Molecule: messenger RNA, 1803 nt
Organism: Patella vulgata (common limpet)
Lineage: Eukaryota; Metazoa; Mollusca; Gastropoda; Patellidae
Product: homeobox protein engrailed-1-B
Exons: 2
Coding region: 65-682 (205 amino acids)
Biological process (GO): neuron differentiation; regulation of transcription by RNA polymerase II; multicellular organism development
Cellular component (GO): nucleus
Molecular function (GO): DNA-binding transcription factor activity, RNA polymerase II-specific; RNA polymerase II cis-regulatory region sequence-specific DNA binding
Source: RefSeq, a predicted model, not a curated record
AAUCGUCAAAAAGGUAUUGAAUCUUUUCUGAAACAACAACACAUUGUGUACUCAUCGAAUUAAAAUGGUUGUGGAAAUACAAAUCAAGAGAGAAACUCACUCUCCAAAUUCCAGCGACGAUGAAAUCUCAUAUCGGAAAAUUACUAACUUUUCCAUAGCAGAAAUUCUGAAACCGGAGUUCGGCUGCAAGAGACGCAAAUUAGCGCCUUUGAUACCGCAGACUCCCGUCAGAUUGCCUAACUUAGGAUCUACGAAAGUGAGGACAGAAACAUCGAGUAAACCUGCAUCUACAGAAGAAAAAAAGACAGCUGAAUUAUGGCCCGCUUGGGUGUUUUGUACCCGUUAUUCAGACAGACCAUCAUCAGGUCCUAGAUGUAGAAAACCAAGAAAGAAACAAUCUGAAGUGGACAAGCGACCCCGAACGGCCUUCACAAACGAUCAGCUGCAGCGAUUAAAACACGAAUUCGACGAAAACCGUUAUCUCACAGAAACACGACGACAACACUUGGCAAAUGAGCUCGGUCUCCAUGAAUCUCAGGUUAAAAUCUGGUUUCAGAACAAACGCGCCAAGUUGAAAAAAGCCACUGGAACCACGAAUCCCCUGGCCCUGAAAUUGAUGUCGGAAGGACUAUACAAUCACAACACGGUCAUUGUAGAUGACAGUGAUAGCUUAGACAUGUGAGAUGUUGGAGAGAUAGGCGACGAUUAUAUUAACUUAAAAGAGAUAUGCUCAAAUUCUCAAAAAAACAAAAAAAAUAAUAAUUUUGGUGUAUAUUACGCUUUAUUUUUGCGAGAAUGAACAAAUGAACUCGUUAUAUUGUGACGUUGUCGUUUCGUGUGUUAAUCGUUAUCAAAAAUGGUGUUCUAUCUAAUCCAAGACAAUUUCGGUGACGAUUUAAUUAAAGCUUUGUGUUCUUUUUCCGUCCAUUGCUCAAAUAUAUGUAUUCUUUAUUAUUUUUUGUUAACCUAUUUUAGAACAACUCAUUUUUAUUAAUAGAAAAACACACAAUGAAGCCAUAUCAUCUUAAGUUUUGAUAUGAAUUAUGUAUUAUGUAUAUUAAUAAUAAUAUGUAAAUUGUACAAGAUAGUCAUCACCAAUGACUAGAUUAAACUCAGUUGUCUCUUUGGUUCAGUUCAAAUGAAUGACAGACAUUAUUGAAGUCACCACAUGAAAGCUAUCACAUUUUAAAUAACGAAACACUUAUCGUUUUUUAUAUCACUUAAGGAAUUUCUGUAUGAAAACAUAAACUUGUUGAAAAUGUUAUUGAAGUUGUGUAAGCUAUAUAUUAUAUGUAUAUUAUAUAUUGUAUAUAUUUAAGAUGUAUUUUUGCGAUAAACGUUUGUCAAAGACUUCCCCAUUCAUCAUAUUGCACAAAAAAUAAAGUGUUCGAAUGUUUCAUUAGAAAAUAAUGCACGUAGUCAUAUUGCUCAACAUACAAAAAAGGCAAUUAGAGAUAGCUCAAUUUUUUUCUCUCUUUAGAUAUACAAAAAUUGUAUACGUUUUUUCUAACAUUUUUAUGCAUCAACUUCGUCUCUUGUUUCAAAGUCUCGUUGUAAAAUUAUCGUCUGUUGACCGUUGUAUGGAAAUUAACCCCCUCCCCCUCUGGUUCUAUUUGGUGCUAUAUAUCAUUAUGUUUUGUGUUUUAAUAGUAUUGUAAUGUUACCAUAAUAUGUGUCUUGUUCUACGUUAAAUUUGUGUUUCUUCAGCCAAGUCAUUAUGGUCAUCACUAUUGUUAUGAACGUUAUUAUUUUUACUGUGAUAUGAAUUUGAUACAAAAGUAAAUAAAUGUAUAUGAUAUCGUA